Molecule: messenger RNA, 3233 nt
Organism: Cyprinus carpio (common carp)
Lineage: Eukaryota; Metazoa; Chordata; Actinopteri; Cypriniformes; Cyprinidae
Product: centrosome and spindle pole-associated protein 1-like
Exons: 28
Coding region: 540-3173 (877 amino acids)
Biological process (GO): positive regulation of cytokinesis
Cellular component (GO): centrosome; microtubule; spindle pole
Source: RefSeq, a predicted model, not a curated record
GAAAAGGUUUUAAGCCCAUGGCCCCAUUCCGGGUUGGCCUAGAAAACGUCACGACCGAGCAGCCGUUUCCGCUUCUGCCCAUCCACGCGUUAUAUAAAUCAGCAGCUGCGAGAGGAAAAGAGGAAUAGCGGAAGAGAGGAAGUGAAAGACAGGAAGACUGGAAGAGAGCAAUAAUAGCGGAGCUCUGUUCACUUUGACCGGACAAGAGAUGAGAUUAUGAACCGAUUAACACAUUGGAUAAAUAUACAGUUCAUUUAAAACAGUGAUUAUUUCCAAUUUAUGGACAGAUCCAGAUAUCAGAUUUAUUACCUUUACCCACCAGGACAGUAGGCUACAUUUUCUAUUGAGAUUACUAGUUCGGAAUAGAGUUUGUAUCAGAUAACGCCUUAGAUUUAAUAAAUAAACAACGCACUUCAGUAACUUUAUUAGCAUGCCUAAUAUCGAUGUGAUCUGAUGAAAUGAUUGUUUUGUGGAGUGGAAGUGCAGAUGUGUUCAGAGAAGAUUAAACUGAGUUUCAGCACCAGAAGGAAUUCAGAGAGAUGGAUGAGGUGUUGGAGAAGUUUCUGGAAGAUCAGAAAUCGAAGAUAGCAGAGGAGAAGGCAUGUCUGGAACAGGAGCCCCCUUACAUGGAGAUGAGGAGGCGGACAGGCCACGUUUUCCAGAAAGAGAACAACCCUCCACACGCAAGUCAGCAAGAUGGAGUAAGCUUGCCACUCGGAGAGGAAUAUGAGAGAAAGAAACACAAACUGCAAGAGGAACUCAGGAAUGAUUACAGGAAAUACAAGGCAGAGAAAGAUCACUGGGAAGCUGGUGACAUUCACACAGUUCAAGAGAGAAGACGAAUACCCAGGACGGUCCGUGUGAGGGAUGUGGCCACCCUUACAGAUGUGUGUGGGCUGGGAUGGGGUGUGUGUAGCUCUGAGGAAGACUGCAGUGAUGAAGAACUCAUGCUUUUGCAAGGGAGGCGACAUCAGAGAGAGAGAGACACCAGGACAGCAAACAGAGAGGGAGAAUUGUUCACAGAGACAGGACAUCAAACAAGCAAACUACAGCACAGAAACAGAAUGUCGACAACGGCUGCGACCCAAGCCAAUGAAAGAUCUGUAUCUGAGGCCAGUCGGGACACAGUUUGCACCACAGGACUUUUAAUAGGUGCAGUGGGUCUGGAGGGCACACUGCAGAGGAAAAAGGAGCGUUAUAGACGUGAACUACAGGAACAAAUCGCAGAGAAACAGAGUCACAGGAGGAGGGAGAAGGAACUGGACCUGAGAGUUUCAACAGAUGCUGAGAAAAAGCAGCUCUUUGUGAGUGAGGCGUCUGCGUACAGAAAGCAACCAAGGGAUGACAUCAUCCGACUGGACACUGCCGAGCCUCCUGAUGGUGUUCUCCAAUACAGGGCAGACCCUCUGUCUCCAUGCAGGAUGCCUUUUGUCCCUACUCAACUCCCAUUCCUUACAGAGGCCUAUAAGACUCCAAAUAAUGAUGCUGAGAGUUUGCUGAGUCCCAGUAGAGCCUAUUGCCCUAUAACGGGAGUUUCUUUUUCAACAUCAUCAGGAGAGCCACACCCACUCAGUCCACACAGCAGAAGCACUCACAGACAGAGGAUUGUGGGUGAGAAUGAAGUUGUAGGUUCAGGUCUUUUAGCGUUUCCUGCACAUCACGGAAAGAUGGACAGCCUCAGCUAUAAAGAAGAGCUCAGAAAACAGAUAGAGGAGCGGGCCGCACAGAGGAGGGUGGACAGAGAGGAGAAGCGAAGACUGGAAGCUGAACUUGAAGCCGAUAUGAGAGCAUAUGAACCCUGGGGAAGAGGUGGAGCUGGUGCACCACUCAGAGACAGCACUGGAAAUCUAAUCACUGAUCUGAAGCAGAUGCAUCUUUUGAAUGUAGCAGCUGCAGCACCACCACCACAAAGACCGGAGAGGCCAGGAUUUGUUGAGACACACACUCCACAGUUUGCAAGAGGAAAUGUGUUUAAUCAGAACCUGUCACCCCAGCAACUACUGGAGCAAGACCAAUACAAAGCUUACCUGAGACAGCAGAUAGAAGAAAAGCAAAGGAUGCAGGCAGAGGAGAGAGAGCGGAUGAGGGCAGAAGAGGAGAGGGAGGACAGACGACUGGCAGAACAGAGAGAGAAAAUCAGGAGAGAGUAUGAAGAGGAGCAGGAGAGCAGAAAACGCAGAGUGCUGGAGCAAAAACUGAAGAAUGAAGAACUUGCUCGUCUUGUGGAAGAGAGACGGAGGGAUGCAGAGAAAAAGAAAAAAGAAGAAGAAGAGAAAGAGAAAGCAGCUGUAAGAAAACAGGAAGCGCAAGAGAGACAAAUACGACUGCAACAGGUUCAGCGUGCACCAUCCCCUCCUAUCCCUACCCUACAAAAUAAACACCGCAACCCUUCAAAUGCUACGGAUUUCUCUGCACUUCGGGCUCCUCAGUCUCCAGAAAACAGAAACAACCAGAGAACAGAGAAGGACAGAAGUGAGGUUGUUAAUGAGCUGUGUGCAUUAAGAAGACGUCUGCGCAGUGAACAGCGGCGUCUGGAGGAGCAGCUUUUGCAGACGGAGUGGGAGCAUUUUCCCUCCCCUUUCACUGACAGGCACAGGACGGAAGUGUUUGACAUGGCUCGUUUGCGUAUGCCUGUGCGAGGCCCCUCCACCCGUGGCACUGAGCCAAUCAGCUCAAAGGGAGCCGAUGACAUCAUGUACAGGGAUGCCUUUAUGCCUCUUGCUAGAACAAGGCAGUCUAGGAACAGAGAUGUUGAGGGGGGAAGAGGAUCUGUGCUUCUGUCAGAAAGUGAAUUUAUUGAUCAGAAUGGAAUUGCUUUCCCAGUUCCUCCAGAUGUUGAGAGGAAAUCUGCUAAACUGUCUGCACGAGAGCGACGCAGACUAGCAAACCUGCAGGCUGCAGAGAGGAAGCCAGUGCAGCUGCAGUCCUUCCAUAUGAGGAAGCUCAGAGACACAAACACUCCCAGGAUGAAGGGACUACAAGCCUUCAGCCGUCACAACACCACAGCAGGAGGCUGCUCGGAUGAUGACGAUGAAGCAAAUCGUGGUGAUGAGCAUUUUACCCUGCAGUCUCCUGGAAGGCCCAGCUCUUUUGAUACAGCCACUACGGAGCCCUGGAUUCGAGCGGAGUCAUCAGACACACUCAGGAGGCUGAUGUCUGCCUCUGAACUUUAAGACGGGUCAUUACAUACAUGACCGCACUGAGUGUAUGAGCUUAUGCAAUGCAGUAUAUAU